AUGAAAGAAAUCCCCUAUUUACCUGUUAGUGAGAUGGAUUUUACCUCAGCUAAAAAGAAGUAUGAGUUGAUGGUGGAGAAACAGGUUACUCCUAUGGCCACUAGAUCUAACUCUGGGAUCCAAAUUACCAGGACACCUGCCCCAACCCCAGAAGAGCAGAAAACGUUUUUUACAAGUAUUCCUGGCUGUACAGUAAAACCAGCAGUCUUAUCCCUUGUCACACCUUUAACUGAGCAGUGUACUUGUAAAUAAAUUGACAAUGUACCCAAGCCCUUGCCCAAUAGCUUGAUUAAAGAAGAGUGUAUGCAGAUAGACUACAUGGAGUUGCUGCAGCAGUGUCAACAAAUAUUGGUUGAGAUUACACCUGAUGAGUGUCAAGCAAUAAAAGCUUCAACCAGAAAGCGGUCACAAAGUAAAGUUUGGUACCAACAAAGGGCAGGUCGUAUUACUGCUUCCAAUCUAAAACUGCUUGCAAAACAAACACAGCUAAGCCUGGUAAGAGUCUUGUUAAGUCCAUAUGCUACCCUGAAGCCCAUGAGUUUUCAACUGUGA
Molecule: messenger RNA, 552 nt
Organism: Pocillopora meandrina
Lineage: Eukaryota; Metazoa; Cnidaria; Anthozoa; Scleractinia; Pocilloporidae
Source: the annotation of a GenBank genome assembly